Messenger RNA from Oncorhynchus masou masou (cherry salmon), 1989 nucleotides. RefSeq names its product aryl hydrocarbon receptor repressor-like. The record is from RefSeq and is a predicted model, not a curated record. The transcript is spliced from 8 exons. Gene Ontology annotation, molecular function: protein dimerization activity; transcription cis-regulatory region binding; nuclear receptor activity. Lineage: Eukaryota; Metazoa; Chordata; Actinopteri; Salmoniformes; Salmonidae. The coding region runs from base 1 to 1989 and encodes 662 amino acids. Gene Ontology annotation, cellular component: aryl hydrocarbon receptor complex; nucleus. Gene Ontology annotation, biological process: regulation of transcription by RNA polymerase II; response to xenobiotic stimulus; xenobiotic metabolic process.
AUGAUUCCACCUGGGGACUGCUUAUAUGCUGGGAGGAAGAGAAGGAAGCCCAUCCAAAAACAAAAACAGACAGCGGCCAGCCAGAAGACCAACCCGUCUAAGAGGCACCGUGACCGUCUGAAUGCAGAGCUGGAGCGGUUGGCCAGUCUCCUACCCUUCACCCCAGACAUCAUCUCCAAACUGGACAAGCUCUCAGUGCUGCGCCUCAGCGUCAGCUACCUCCGGGUCAAAAGCUUCUUUCAAGCCAUCCAGGAGAAGCCAUGCAGAAAGCACAUCAUGGAGUCGCCUGUGAACCACCAGGAUACCAGGAAAGAGAGCCUGUCCAUGGGGACCCCGGGGACCAGCAGCAGCGUGGUGGAGAGUGACCUCUUACUGGAGUCCCUGACUGGGUUUGCCUUGGUUGUGAGCACAGAAGGGUUGAUCUUCUACACCUCCACCUCCAUUGUUGACUACUUGGGCUUUCAUCAGACGGAUGUGAUGCACCAAAAUGUUUUUGAUUAUAUCCAUGUGGAAGAGCGGCAGGAGUUCAGAAGACAACUCCACUGGGCCAUGAACCCCGGGACCCAGGGGGCCUCCCUGGACCAGCACUCAGCCACAGGAAUUGGUGAUGACUUUGUGAUGAGCAGUCUCUUCCAUGCCCAGGAGCCUGACGGUGUUCCUCUAGAGUGCACCUCCUUCCUCACGCGCUGUUUCAUUUCCCGAGUCCGUUGCUUGCUGGACAGCACCUCAGGCUUCCUGAGCAUGCAGUUCCAGGGCAGCCUGAAGUUCCUGCAGGGCCAGAAGCAAAAGACAGACUCCGGGGCACUGCUGCCCCCCCAGCUGGCGCUGUUCUGUGUGGCCGUGCCCCUCAUGAUUCCCUCCAUCACAGAGCCGAAGAUGAAGAACACGACGAUCAGGAACAAGAACAAGUGCCCCGUCAUCCCCACACCAGAUAAUCACAGUGACAAGAGGCAUCGAAACACCAGAGGUUCAUGUGACAGCAGUGACUUACUGCUUCUGAAUUGGUCCAGCAGCUCUACCAGAGACCCCUGCCACUAUACCCCAUGGACACCCCUCUCCAAAGACGGCAUCAGGUAUAGGAACAAUGGUUACUGCACCCAGGAGGAGCCCAUCAACUUCUGCCUGUCUUCCAUGGGUGGUGGGCCCAAAGCUCAGAGCGUGAAUCAUCCAUGGGACAUCCGCACCGGGUCCACCAUAAGAAAGGGCCCCAGCAGCAGCUACAUACCAUGCAGACAAGGCAAGUACAACAACCUGGGGAAGUCUGGAGCUUACAGGAUGUAUCCAGGAUACCACGCUAAAAGACAGGAUGCCUCUCAGAACAAACUGUACGGAGGCCUCCACAGCCCAGAGGCGGAGAGCUUCUGUGAGGAUGGCAUGGAGGCAGACAACAACUACAUGAGCGGCCAUCUUGACUGUUACAAUGGCAUGGUGUUGCCUGAGACAGCCAUAAAGACAGAGCAGGACUCUGACUCUGAGAACGGUUGCAACAUCUACAGCAUGCCCCACAACCUAGCCUGGGUGGGGAAUGAGAAGCGCUACAGCAUGGCCUACUCAGAAGAACCACAGGUGAAGUCGGAGGCUGACUACUAUGACCAAUACACCACCUGCCAAAGGAACAAGUCCAACAUGAGCCCAACGCUCAACGGAUACCACAAAUACUUAUACCCAGUGGGGAGCAGGGCUCAGAGGGAUCCUAGGAUACCUCACUCAGACCAUCUGUGUAGCAGUCAGGGAGCAAACUGUAUGGUCAGCAAUGUGUAUGGGAAUGGUACUGUGGAGCAUAAAGGCUACAUGCAGCAAGACAACAAACUGAACUACGAGUUCAGGAAUCAUCUGAUCCACUCUAUAAAGAGGGAACCCAUGGACUCACCUCCUUGGUCUGACAAUGGACAUGACAUUAGCCAAAUACCCCUGCAGAGAAAUAUGAUUCACAACUGUGCAUUGAAUGAUAUUGUACACAAACCAAACCCAUAUAUCUACAUGCAAUGA